UGCAUCCCGAAAAAGUCAGUCUUUUAUUAAGACUAUUUUUUAUUGUCUUCCAGGCUAUAGACGUAUAAAAUACACGGGAGUAAAUCUUAUACUUGCGAAGGCUGGAGAGAGCAUAGACGUGGUGUGCGAAAAAGAUGUGCCUCUGGUCCGCUGCGGGUUUACGCACCCGAAUGGAACUAAAGUUUUAUUUGUAGACCUCGUUCCGGGUACGCCAUCAUGCAAAUUCACUACCCACGCCACUGUUUCCGAAGUAGGUUUCUGGACCUGUCAUCUAUGGACCCCAACGGCACCACAAGAAGAAAUCACAAAAACAGUCGAAGUGAGGGUAGCUCACAAAUUUGCCGCGCUAGACAAAGAGAUCGUAGUGAAGAAGGGAGAUAGAGUGACAUUGUCGUGCGUCAGUUCGGAGGGAAGGAUACCGUUGAAUGAGUGUUCCUUUACGUCACCAGAGCAACAAUUAAUUCAUAUGGAUGAUAAAAUUACUGAGGAAAAUCUUGUCUUCAAAAGGUUCUUUUACCCGCCACACCUGAGCGUCCAUCGUGGCGACUGCAGCAUCACACUCCAGUCUACGGAUCUGACUGAUGAAGGCACCUGGACAUGUACGGGUUGGCUGGAGCUUGAGAACCGGGCGUAUACCGACUACAUACAUUUGAGGGUGCUUGAUGUGACAGAAGCUACAAGCAUAGAUAACAAACCGUUCAUCAUCAGCGUCGCAAUCUUCAUAUGCGUUACUCUCGCCCUCCUCGUAUUCUUAGCCCUUAUCUGUUGGAAAGAGAGAUAUUAUACACGAUUCUACGGGAAGAAGUGGGAUGACGAGAGCCUUGAGAGCUUCGGGAUGACAACUGACACGUCACAGAUCUUGGUUAGAGAUUCUUUCAGAACGUUUAAUGUGAAUGGUGCGGUGAAAAUUCUGGCGUUAGAAAACGAGUGGAUAAAUAUACAAUGUAAACAGGAUACCCCUAUGGCUUAUUGUGGCUUUGUACACCCAAGCGGAAAGAGGUAUUCGUUUUCCGGAAGCGAGCUGACAAACGGACACUGUGCCAUACCCAUCAAAGCGACUCGUCAGGACGUGGGCAAGUGGAGAUGCCAUAUAGGAAGAAAGCUUACAGGUGUAGAAGAUCAGCAGAUAAUCGAACUUCGUGUCGUCGACAAGAUAGCCGCAAUACGCAACAACAUAACAACAGUUCACCGCAAAGAUGUCACAUUAGAGUGUGCGACCACCGAGGGUUAUAAACCAUUGAGCUACUGCCGCUUUGAGCCCCCUAAUGGUCCGCCUUUUAGUAUUGAUUCGGCAGUGAACUAUACUAAAUCAAUCCUCGGCCGCUACUACUUUCCACAAAACAAGAGCUUGGAUCGAGGAGAUUGUGCUGUGACCAUCAGGAAAGUGAAAUAUGAAGAUGUGGGGAUCUGGACUUGCGGAGCUAGUCUCAGUGAUGGGAAGGAGUAUACGGACACAGUGGAGCUGAUCGUAGAAGGUAUAUACACCAUGUCAACAGCAUCAGCCACAGGAGUUACCUUCGGCGCUAUAGGCAUCGGGGCGUUCCUGAUCAUCCUAGGGUACCUAGGCUGGAAAAGGAGGAGCUUCCUCGGGGUAGCACCACGGCAGGAAGUGCAUGACGAAGGGCAUGAGAUGGGAGAAAUGCCGCAGGCACGGAACUCUCCACAAAGUAGAAGAUCAUCCAUCAGUAGGCGUUCACCACAAACCAGCAGAGUGCCCAGUGUGGUCGUCCAAUCACCGUCCGAGACGGGUUCGCCUCUCAUAACCAGCGGACAGCAGACGAUCGAACAAUAGAAGCGACAGACAUGUUUAACAGGUUUCCAAUGUAGACACCUUCAGAAACAGGCGCGCCUCUUAUGUCAUGAUCACCAGUAGAAAGAAGAUUAGUCAUCUUCUACUAGACGAGACAAUAGAUUUCACUUUAGUCGUCCAAUCACCGUCUGAGACGAAUGGACCUGCAAUGUCAUGGUGAAGAUAGGGACCUAUGCUCUAUGGUAUAGGUACAGUUUUUCCUACCUUUAUUUACAGUGAAUUACCAUAUUGAAAACGGAGUUUUCCUAUAAGCUUGUUGUCUGUAGUGUAAAUAGGAUGAUCAAGAUAUAUAUAAAUUGUAAUAGUAAUAAUAUUUACUUUUAAAACUUAUUUUCGUUCGGCUUUCUUGAAAUUCAUUCUUGUUCUGUUUUUCUUUCAAUACUUUAUCAUAUCAUGUUGUUUAUAUUUGGGAUUUCUUUCGGAAUUUUUCCUUCUCUCUAUAAAAUAUGAUAUUUUCAAUAAUAGAAUAUUUAAUUAGUUAUUUUAGUCUUUCUGCAGAGUACACGGGAAAAACUAUGAUACAUCAUUUUCGUACACGGUUUUUAAUUGAAUGAACUUGAAUUGAAUGAUUGAUUGGUUAUUAGUGUUCCGUACAAAACUUUUUUCACGGAACACUUAUUUUAUUCUAUUUUAACAUUUAACGCAUUCACUGCCAGCAACUCGCCAGGCGGGUGCUCAGUCCGUAGUCGGUUUUCGCUACAUACGCAUUUUCCCAUGUUAUCGGCUACGCUCGUAGCGCGUAGCACGCGCUGGCACUGAAUGUGUUAACAUUAUUUCUAUUCUGGGAGUUAUCAACUUCUUACCGCUAUGUACCGAUUUUAUCACCUUAAGAAAUAAUGGACUUUUGGUAUUAAAAUCGACAUACCUAACUACUUUAAACAUUUUGGGAAACAUAUUUACUAGGAAGAAGUAUUUAAAACGAUGCUAAUUUUUUUUUUGAAAAUGGAUCAUUUUUUCCUUUUUUUUUCAUAUAAUUUAGUGACACUUCUGUUACUGUUAAACCUAAGGUGCAUUUUUGGAAUUCCGAAAAUCAGUCAUACCUAUUAGACUUCAUUUAUAAGUCAAUCUAAGGCUCAGAUCAUAGAAAGUACUAGAUGGCUGACGGAGGCGUGGCGCGUGUCGCCGCGACAUGGCCACAUCGUGGCCAUACCGGCCCGCCAUAAGACAGUAGCAAAUUAGCUGUCAUUGAACAAUGUGCGCGUCAUUUUUAUUGAAAUUCCGAAUUAUAGCCUUAUUUUGUGUCGAAAUAGGAGUGCAUCCAAAAACUAUGUGAGUACAUUUUUUUUCACGUAUUAGUCAAUAAAACAACACAUUUUAACAAAUAAAUCCAGUGACAUAUGAUUUUUCUGAGUCAGACCAUGUUGUCAUACAAACGCGUGGCAAUUUGUCUAUACAUCCUACAUUGACGCUUUGGCAUGGAAAACUAUUUGUAGUGUCCUUAGCAACGGCGCAAUGCAUUAAACCGCUAACGAUAUUCACAGGGGCAUUAUUGUUUCUUGGUACGACCGCCAACCGCUCCCUUCAUUGACGCCGCGAAGUAGAGUGGUGCUCGUGCAUAUAAUUGAUCUUUGAGCGUUAUCGAUAAAAAUGUUUGUAUAUAGUGUGUAUGAAAGUAAUUAUUUUUCAAGUAAAAUUUUACAAUUAUUUUAUAUGCACCUAAUGUUUAAUUUAAUACUUAUUAAUUUGGAUUAAAAAUCGAAUAGGUAAGCCAAAAAAUAAACUGAUUUAAUUAAGUACAAUUUAUUUAUAACAUUAUAGUUUAUACCUAUAAGUAUAUUUUAUUCAGGUUCUUAGCAACGAUUCGAAUAACUGCACUAGGUAUAAUCAAAUAUGUUCAUGAUUGCAUUUUUUUUUUUUUCCCGAAAAAUCCCAGUAUUAAAGAAAAAUGGAUAGAUGCUACAGGUAGAGGGCCCUAACUGGUUUACGAGCGAGAAAAGUGUUAUUUGUUCGGAUCAUUUUCAAGAAAAAUGUUUCCAGUUACACUUCGCCCCAUUUAUAUAACGAUAGAAUAUAAAUAUGUUUAAAAUAAUAGUAUAUUGUAUACUUAGUCGAUCCAAAAGUUCUAUCAGAAAGAUUUUUACUGAUAAUUAUGAUUAUUAUUAUUAUUGUAUCUCCUUGGAUUUCACGGGCCUAUAAAUCCCGGUCUUUUGAUAGGCUUGCAUGGGGAUAUAGAUCCAACACGUAGAGGCCUCUUGGAGAGCUUUAAUGUUAUUAUUAUUAAAGCUCUUUAUUCCAAACGUUUUACAGUAUGAUUACUCUUUCCUUAUUAUUCGUACAUUUAAAAGCUUAUUUAAUGGUGCAUUAUACUUACAAUAUAAUUUAUUAUAACUUGCUUUCGCAGUUCUUUAUAACUCUAUGUAACAUGCUGGAAUUGCUUUCAAUUGGUGACGAAAUAUGCUAUAAUAAACUGAAACUAUUUUUUUAAUGAAGCGCUCGCGUCUAACGACAAUCCCAAAGUAAACAAUUUAAACAAACAUUACAUCAAAUAAUGACUAAAAUUUAAACCAAUUUGAUUAGUUAAGCAUAAACAAGCUUUCGCAUCAUGAUACAUGUUUUUUUUUAAAUUAAAAGCUUUGUAUUACAUUUUAUCAGUAAAAACCUUUGUGAGAGAACUUAUGGAUUAACUAAUAUACCUUCCACGUACAGUCAGCGUCAAAUAAUUCGUAGCAGUCAAAGUGGCCAAAUAGUUCGGUACACCAUACUAAAUAUAUGGUGUACCGAACUAUUUGGCUACUUUGACUGCUACGAAGUAUUUGACGCUGACUGUACCUUAAAAUUCUUAGGUCGUAAAUAAGGUCAAAAAUUUAAAGGAAUAUAAAUUAAAUCUAUGGCAAUUAUUACUUAAAACAAAAAUGUCAAAACUCUAAGAUCAUGUUCAGAACAUGUAAAAUAUCGAUAGCUCUGUCGAAUCGUCCUCACUCUAGUGCCGCCGCUCUCGGCUCCUACACCGCGCGGUUUGGCCAAUCACAGCGCGUGAGUUGGUUGUCUGGCCACGCCUUUAAUGAUGUGGUGGGGGACAGUUGGAGACAGCGAGACUCGUUGAAAUUAUGCUUCGUUAUAAAUCUCCUUACUUCUUAUAUCUAUGAUCUAAGGUAUUCGGAAUUACCUGAAUACACCUUAUUAUGCCCAUUUAUAUAAUAAGAAUACGUCUAUCUAGUCGCUAGUUAUCAAAUGGUUAAAAUUCAAUAAAAAUAAAAUAUUUUAAAGGA
Cydia pomonella (codling moth) is the source of this 5019-nucleotide messenger RNA. RefSeq lists its product as uncharacterized. The transcript is spliced from 10 exons. NCBI's taxonomy places the organism in Eukaryota, Metazoa, Arthropoda, Insecta, Lepidoptera, Tortricidae. The coding region runs from base 467 to 1792 and encodes 441 amino acids. Gene Ontology annotation, molecular function: cell adhesion molecule binding. Gene Ontology annotation, biological process: homotypic cell-cell adhesion. Gene Ontology annotation, cellular component: intercalated disc; basolateral plasma membrane; bicellular tight junction. The record is from RefSeq and is a predicted model, not a curated record.